UAAUCAUCAGCGGAAGCAGCUAGUGCUGAGUCGCGGCAUAUGAAGACAAGACACGUUGGAAAUACCGCGACGCGAUUGCGAGCGAAGAACACUCAUAUCUGCUACACUGCAAGAGUAGCAGCUCUGGAUAAGGACUUGGAAGUUAUCAGUAAACAGAGCAUGUCUGGCCAGCACAUUGGCAUUAGCCGGGAUAGAAAUAGAGUUCAACGCUGCAGGCUACCAGAGACUGCCUGCAUCGGGAAAUCUGUCCUGAACGACAUGAGCGUCGCUGUGCUAUAGACUAUAGUAGUAAUAGUACACGUUGCGUGCAUGCUUUAAGUAGGUAGGUAGCCUGCCUUGAGGUGGGACGGUAUCAACCUACUGUGAUUUCUGAGUAUAGCACAUCCAUCCCUUGAGUCACAUGCAGCUUGACAAGCUCAUCUCCUCGACAGAAGUCGCCAAAUCCCGCCCUUGUUCCUCAGCAACAAGAGAUAAUAAACAGCUCCCCAUGCAAACCCUCCCAAAUGCGCAUCAUGUCCAAUCUUAUCACCUUUAUCGAUCAUAUACGCAUCCACAGCCGCAACCAACCCAGUCGCCACAUAUAAUGGCAUAGGCAUAGGCAUGGGAAAGAUCACCACUUGUAUCGUAGGUCUCAAACAUGUAGCGACAGCUGCAGCGGCCAUGACGAUUCCGCUCGCUCCCAAUCCCGUUUCGCGGAUGAUUGCGUUGCCAGAGAAUCUGGAUUGUAGGUCCCGCUUCUUUUCCCUCUGCUUAGUCUUCCGGCGUCGAUGCGUGAUGAACGCUGCUGAUGCGGCGAUAGAACUUGUUAUUGCUAGGCCGUAGAUGUGUAGUGCGCCGAUACCGGGUACGCUGGCGAGUAAACCUCCGUAUGUGAAGAGGGCAAACAUGUUGAAUGCAAAAUGUGGUAAUUCCUUGUGGCUGAAAGCGCUGGUGACAUAUGUGUAGUAUCUGCCUGCGGCUAGAUUGUGCUCCGAGAGAGUUGCAUGCUCCUCUAGUUGUCUGAGGAGUUCGGUGUCUCUACUGCCGCGUGCAUAUGUCCAUGCUCCGAACACUCCGCCAUUGAAGAAAAGGAGCGUACCCACUGCCCAUUUGGCGGAUCUGUAAGACGCUUGGGCAUUGAAGAGGCUACUGUCAUUGAAUGCUCUGCGGAAUGACAUGACUGCUGAUGUAUUCGCCCGUUGUGAAAAAGGCGUGGGACGUGUGAUUGUAAGCUUCCUUAGUGCUGGCUUGCUUGAUGGAUUUGUCUGGAACCUGCGGCAAGUUGUGGUGAAAUUUACUGGAGUACAAGCUGAUAAUCCGUGCCGUAUCAAUCGUAGCAUAGCUUUCAAAGAGAGCAGUCCUGAUAUCGUCCCACAGGAUGAAGUACAACUGUGGAAGUGAAUACACAGCACAGAAUGCCGAAAACCAAGUAAAGUGAGCACCCAAACGAUGAAAACCCGUAAAUCGGAGAUGGUGUUGGAUGAGGGAUUGUUGAUGUCCAGACGUGCUACUGUACAUGGACCUGGUUGAAUUUGGUCGAAUUUGGUUGAAGUUGGUGCCUGAGGAUGAUCAGGACCAUUGGACCUCACUUUGGACACAGCUCGAAGGCCUCGAGCUUCUCCCAGACAACAGUCUACAACAAUCCCAACAUCAACGCAACGCACACCGCCCACGGCAAGUCAAGACGCGACGCCAGAGCCAUACGCACGACUCCACCACCACGACCACAACCACCCACCACACUUUGCCCCUCUGCUGCUUCGCACUGUGUCAAUAUUGCUUAAGCACACCGAAGUCCUGACGAUUCUCGAAGUCCCCCCAUCCGGUAGUUCAGUUCGGAACAUACCACCAGCGGCGCUUUCAGAACUAGGAGCGGGUGCUGCCACCCUCUACUACCUGCUGUGCGACGAACUAAAGACCCGAUCCCAAAGGCUCGAAUAACAACACUCUCCCCAGCUGAGCAGACCUACCCACGCGAGCCACCGAUCUUGGGCUCACCCGCGACCAACGCGAAACACCACUCCGCAGUGCACUGGCACUUCCAUAAUUCUCACUUCCUCUCACAAUGGCGAGUGAGCUAGCAAAUAAGCUGGGGCAGACAACGUUGAAUGACGCGGAGACUGUUGGUGGAGACUGGCGGUCAGGGCUGAAGGCGCCUCCGAAAGAUGGCAGGCAGCAGACAGAGGAUGUCACGGCAACAAAAGGCUUGGACUUUGAAGAGUUCUACCUGAAGCGCGAGCUGUUGAUGGGUAUCUACGAAGCAGGGUUCGAGAAACCUUCACCCAUCCAAGAAGAGACGAUUCCAGUCGCACUAUCUGGCCGAGACAUUCUUGCACGUGCGAAGAACGGCACAGGCAAGACGGCCGCCUUCGUCAUUCCUACUCUUGAACGCAUCAACCCGAAAGUCGACAAAAUUCAGGCACUCCUCCUUGUGCCCACGCGAGAAUUGGCCCUGCAGACAUCGCAAGUAUGCAAGACCCUCGGUAAGCAUCUGGGCAUCAACGUCAUGGUCACCACCGGAGGUACUGGUCUACGAGACGACAUCAUUCGAUUGAACGAGCCUGUGCACAUAGUGGUCGGAACACCAGGACGAAUUCUGGACUUGGCGGGCAAAGGUGUCGCCGAUUUGUCCGAAGCAAAGACCUUCGUCAUGGAUGAGGCUGAUAAGCUUCUUUCGCCUGAAUUUACUGUAACGAUUGAGCAACUGCUGAAGUUUCACCCCAAAGACAGGCAGGUCAUGCUCUUCUCCGCCACCUUUCCAGUGGUGGUCAAGGAGUUCAAGGACAGGCAUAUGAAUGACCCUCACGAGAUCAACUUGAUGGAUGAGCUUACGCUGCGCGGUAUCACGCAGUACUACGCUUUUGUGGAGGAAAAGCAAAAAGUGCAUUGCCUCAACACUUUGUUCAGUCGACUCCAGAUUAACCAGUCGAUCAUCUUCUGCAACAGCACCACUCGUGUCGAGCUGUUAGCCAAGAAGAUCACAGAGCUGGGAUACUCAUGUUUCUACUCUCAUGCGAAGAUGCUCCAGCAGCAUCGCAACCGCGUCUUUCACGACUUCCGAAACGGCGCGAUGCGCAACUUAGUCUGUUCUGAUCUUCUCACCCGUGGUAUCGACAUUCAAGCUGUGAAUGUCGUCAUCAACUUUGAUUUCCCCAAGAACGCGGAAACCUAUCUUCAUCGUAUUGGUCGUUCUGGACGUUUUGGUCAUCUUGGUCUGGCCAUCAAUCUGAUCAAUUGGGAAGAUCGUUUCAAUCUAUACCGUAUUGAGCAGGAACUCGGUACUGAAAUUCAGCCCAUCCCUGGCACCAUCGACAAAAAGCUUUAUGUGUACGAUGCGCCAGAGAACAUUCCACGACCAAUCAACACAGCUCCACAGCAGCAGCAGUCGCAACAGCCAGGAAGACAGCAAGGCAGCGGACAGGAUCUUCUCAACCCAGCGAACCGCACUGGAGGUUAUCGCGGAGGUCGUGGUGGAGGAGGAGGAGGAGGUCAUGGUCGCGGUCGCGGUGGGCCACGCAACGAUCAGAAUGGUUUUCAGGGCCAGCAGAGACCAGGUGGCUUUCAGCAGCGACCUCCACAGCAGCAGCAGAUGGCGUCAGCCGGUCCCCCUGUAGCUCAGGCAUAGACGUCCUGAGCUUCGAAUUGACCAAUCUAGCGCAAUCUGUAGGAGUAUGAAAGGCGUUUGAGGGGGGGAAAUAGCAUGCUGUAUGUUGGCCGGCGCGCCGACAGGAGUUUUUUUAAGGGCACGACUUGAUGACACCGGUUCUUAUGCUCCGGUCUGACGUUACCAUGAGCGGUCGUUGGAAGGCCUCGAUAAUAUGGCUAUCCGACAACUGCAGCGCUAUCCACUUUCAUCGGCGCGACUCUCGACACCUCGAUCAACCAGCACGACUUCUGACCCAGCGCUGGUCUUUUUUUUUCUCACUUACACCACAAAAAGCCGAUACCCACACUGUGUAUGGUACCAUCACAGCGACUUUCCUGGUUCAGCCGACCCACUGAAUCACUUGCAAACACUGGAAGUAGCAUCUGCCUUUGCGAUCCUGCUGCUCUAAAUCCAGACGAACGCCAAUCCGCAAACAAGCAUACAGCCACUGGACGAUGCUGCCUUGACUGCACACUAUAUGAGCGCAGCUUUCUUGGCUCGUUUGACCACGUUGAUCACAUCUUCUUCACUCUUUCAGAUGAUGCCUGAUCAGUUCAGACGGUGUGUGUCUCAUAGAACUCAUGCCCCCAAUCAUCAACAUACCACCAUUCACGUUGAGACAAGAAGAGCCAGGAUGAGAUGGAAUGGAAUGAGGCAACAGACACACUUUCUGAAAGAAGAAAACUUAAUUAAAGCAUUUUGGGAGGACAGUAGCGAGAGCCAAGGUUACCGAAAGGGUUCAAAAUGAC
This is a messenger RNA of Sphaerulina musiva SO2202, 4374 nucleotides long. RefSeq names its product ATP-dependent RNA helicase DHH1. Gene Ontology annotation, molecular function: RNA helicase activity; mRNA binding; ATP binding. The record is from RefSeq and is a predicted model, not a curated record. The transcript has 3 exons. Gene Ontology annotation, biological process: P-body assembly; cytoplasmic stress granule assembly. Gene Ontology annotation, cellular component: P-body; cytoplasmic stress granule. The coding region runs from base 2045 to 3604 and encodes 519 amino acids. NCBI's taxonomy places the organism in Eukaryota, Fungi, Ascomycota, Dothideomycetes, Mycosphaerellales, Mycosphaerellaceae.